AUGGAGAUUGUGAACGUCGACUUCGAGUGGUUCGACCCUCAACCCGCGGUCGAUUUCCACGGCAUUAAAAAUCUUCUGCGACAAUUGUUCGACGCAGAUGCGCAGAUGUUCAAUAUGUCCGAAUUGGCCGACAUGAUUCUUGCGCAACCGACACUGGGCUCAACGGUAAAGGUGGACGGGAACGAGUCGGAUCCGUACGCUUUCCUCAGUGUCUUGAACCUACAGGAGCAUAAGGUGUGUGUGUUGCGCUGGUGCGAGCCCACGAAUGACGCUGACCCAUUGCAGGAUAAACCCGUCAUCAAAGACUUGAUCGCCUACCUCCAGAAAAAAGCCGCUUCCACCCCCUCCCUCGCGCCGCUGUCUCAACUUCUUUCACAAAACCCCAUUCCUCCGAUCGGACUUAUCCUCGCAGAGCGGUUAAUCAAUAUGCCUCCGCAGGUGAUCCCGCCCAUGUACACCAUGCUCCUCGAGGAAAUCACCUGGGCAAUCCAGGACAAUGAACCGUACAACUUUUCGCACUACCUGAUCCUUUCGAAGACGUACGAGGAAGUCGAGUCGAAACUGGAUAUGGAGGAGGCGCGGCCACAGAAGAAAAAGAAGAAGUCGGGAGAGUCGACGCGGCUCUUCUUCCACCCCGAGGACGAGAUCUUGGAGCGCCACGCGGUGUGCAGCGGAUCGUUCGAGCAUACGCACAAGCAUGACGAGGGCCACUCGGAUUCCAAGCGCACGUUCCAGGAACUGGGCAUUCGCACCACCGGAAGCUUGAUCCUGCUGGACGGGGGGAAAUUCGAAGGGGCCGUGAAGGCUGCUUCGGACUACUUCAAGCCUCCCGUUUAG
Messenger RNA from Aspergillus terreus NIH2624, 837 nucleotides. Its product is annotated as protein-transporting protein BCP1. Bases 1 to 837 code for a protein of 278 amino acids. The record is from RefSeq and is a predicted model, not a curated record. The transcript has a single exon. Gene Ontology annotation, cellular component: nucleus. NCBI's taxonomy places the organism in Eukaryota, Fungi, Ascomycota, Eurotiomycetes, Eurotiales, Aspergillaceae.